AUGCGCUCGGCUGCUCUUAAAGACAUCAAGAGGAACUGGCAUUUAGGAGGCAAUGCGGAGGAGAAGCGGCACCGCUGCCGCAAACAGAAACAUAAAGGCAGCAAGAGCGACACGCCGGUCACGGCGGUGAGCGCCGAGUUCAACGGCGCGCUCCUGGGAGAGUCCCCCAAGGUGGAGGUCUCGCCGGAUGGCACUGCGGAGUACAACUUCACAGCCAGCUUCGAGUACUGCCCCGAGGGGCCCAACUCCCUGGACAGCAUCGCGCAGAGUCCUGUGCUCCUGACAGUGAUGGAAGUGUUGCCAAAGGAGAAGAGGCAGAGGGAGGAGAGGACAGUGCCUCUUGGCCAAGCUGUGGUGGACCUUCUACCUCUGCUGCAAGGACAGUGUUCAUUUAAGGUCUCGGCUCCUUUGUAUGCGGUGCCUACCUCUCCAUUAGAGAGCGUUUCCCCAGAGGCCAAGUGUGGCCUUGAAGUGUCUGUGUGCAUCCAAGAGCCCUUGCUUUCUGCAGCUCAGCUUUUAAAUGGUAAUCUCCUGAGUGUCACCUUGGAGGCAGCUUAUUCUGUCCCCGAAGCGUUUGUUCCCACUGGACCCCUGCAAAACUACCUGGCUUGCCUGCAAAUGCCAGCGGUUGGAGAGAAAGAAAUCCUCUUGAUCUUCAAAAAUGGAAUCCCGAAGCUUGGUGGCGAAAAAGAGCCAUUACCUCGGCCCAAAAAAUGGCCACUUGGCAACAUCAUGGCCUCUGGUGCUCUCAACAUACCCAACUCCUUCAUUGUCGGUGGCCCUUAUGAGGAAGAGGAUGGAGAGCUCAACAGAAGAGAGGACAGAGAGUUCAGGGUCCAGUCAGAAAGCAUGAAGAAGAGAAUCGUAUGGGACACAGAAAGACGCUGCUACUUGGAUCCUGCUGCAGUACUUGUCCUGCAGAAGCGCAUCGCAGAGUGCCGCUACUGGCCCGUGGAGGUCUGCAGGGUGCCUUUGGUCCCUCCCAGUAAAGGGAAGAACAGCAAAGUUGACAAGGGAGAUGACGAUGGACAGAUUUUCUUCCAUGGUGUGGCAUAUAUCAACAUGGUGCCUUUGCUCUACCCCGGUGUGAAGCGGAUACGAGGGGCUUUUCGUGUCUUUGCCUAUAAAGACAGCGAGGUGUUUGAGAAGACUAAAAGUCAGGUCAGUGUUUUCCGGGAUCUGAAGCCUCAGAUCAGUCUAAUCAAGGAAGGACAAUGGACUCCAGGACUCAGUCCUCCCCUUUCCAGAGCUAUUUCCAGUAAGAUACAGAGGGAGGAUAAAGAAAAAAUCAUCAAAGAUAGGGAAGCCAUCAGGAAGAUGUCCGGCGUAGUAAAAACCCAGUCAUCAGAUGUUCCGGUAGAAGCUGAAAAUGUCAUAUAUCUCAACCACAAUGGACAGCAAUAUUUUGAAGCAGGAACAUUCCUGGUGAUGGAGAUAAAGCUGGAGAAGGCCUUAGUACCAAAACGAUUGCCAGAGGAGCUCACCAGACGGGUCAAGGAGAUGAUUCCUCCUCGCCCUCCGCUGCCUCGCCGGACUGCAGGAGCCGAGAAGGCUGUAGAAGAUUAUCACAACCAGAUCGCAAACAUUGCUGUUGCCAUCCUGAGCGAAUACCAUGAGCUAUUCGGGAAGCAGCUGCCUGACCAAGGAGCCAUAAAUCAGCAAACCCUGGAGGAACAGAAGUGUCAACUCAACUUUGAGCUCAAUAGCUCAGGAAAAUAUUUUGCCUAUAAGGAACAGCUGAAGUAUGCGGUGGUGAAGAUCGUGAGGGAGAAGUACCUGAAAACAACAGCGUUUGAGUCUAUGGAGCAGUUCCAGGCGUUUCUCAGUGAACUCUAUGUCUAUCUUGUGGAUCAGAUGCACGUUGCCUUGAACCAGGUACUCUCCGAGGAAGCUGCUGAGCCUGCCCCUCCAUCCUGCGCAACCGAUGAGCAACUCUGGCUAUUUGCUCACGAAGCUGAAGUCAGCAAGGACUACAAGCUGGCAUCUCUCUACCAUCAGCAGAGAAUAGCUCGGGACCAACACAACCUCCAGUCCUGGCUGGACUAUGGCGCAUUCUGCCUUCUGCUCGAGGAAACAAUCAAAGCCCAGGAAUGUUUCCGGGAGGCUCUUCGCCUGGACCCACAUCACGUUCAGAGCUUGUUGCUCUGUGGGAUUGUAGCAGUCAUGCUGCAGCAUUAUGAAGAGGCAGAGAUUUUCUUUGAGGAUGCCACCAGCUUGCAGCCAUUCGAUGUUGUAGUUUGGACUCUUUCAGGUCUGUUCUAUGAGCUGCAAAAUAAUAAUAUUAGGGCAGAAAUGGCUUUCCGUGAGGCUAACAAGCUAAUGCAGGCACAGCUCACCAUGGACAGGAGCAUCCCUGGGGCUGCUGAGGGAGAAGGAAGGAAAAAGCGAAUUUCUGUUGAGAGCGGGAGGCCUCCCAAUCCAUGUCCAGAAGAGCCCUUGCCAGAGGAGGCUGAAGACAGCGCAGCCAGCAGGCUGCCAGAGGCCAGGGAGCCCUCCCUGACCUCCAUCGUGCCCGAGGAGGAUGCGACUGCUCAGCAGAACAGGAGGUCUAAGAACAAGGAGUCAGCCCCAAAAGCGCCACCCCCUGUUCCAGGGCUCAGACGACCUCCCUGCUCUAUCUUCAUGAAGACAGUGGACUUCCUGAUGAAAGUCAAUGCCAUCCAGUUUGUUCACAUGGCGCUUGCCCACGAGCUGCUGAGCCUCCAGGGAGGCCCCAGUUGUGACUACUACCUGGUGCUGGCCCAGACAUACCUGCUGAAGGAAGACUUCUCCAAAGCUGAAGAAUGUCUCUGUGAGGCCGUUAGACUCGACUACACGAAUCCCAAUGUGUGGGCUCAGAAGGGGCACCUGUGCUACCUGAAGGGAGACCUUGCGGAGGCAAAGCAGUGCUAUGAACGGACUGUCAGCUUUGUGGUGGAUGCCACCGAGAUGCACUUCGUCUACCUGCGCCUGGGCUCCAUCUACCUAGAAGAGAAAGAGUACGGCAGGGCGAAGCAGACCUACCUGCUGGCCUGCAAGAACUCUGCGUCCUGCCUCACCUGGCUGGGAGUGGGAAUUGCCUGCUAUAGGCUGGAAGAGAUGGCAGAAGCAGAGGAUGCUCUUGCGGAAGCAAACGCCCUGAAUAACAAGAAUGCUGAAGUGUGGGCAUACCUAGCCCUUGUCUGCCUGCACGGAGGACGGCAGCUGGAGGCAGAGCAGUGCUACAAGUACACCCUGAAGGACAAGACGCUGAAGGGAACGGUGUAUCGGAUCCGAGGCUCCCUUCCUGCUAGUAACUACAUCCAGCUCCCAAAGACCAGCACACAGUCGCUGGGCCUUGUUGGGCGCUACCUCUACCUGCUGUUCAGGCCUAUGCCGAACAAAUACUUCGUUGUGCAUCUGGAUGUCUCCACAGAGGAUAACCAGGUGGUCCGCAUCUCUUUCUCCAACCUAUUUAAGGAGUUCAAAUCCACAGCCACAUGGCUUCAGUUCCCCUUCAUCUGUGGAGCGUCCAAAGGGUCAGUUUAUGAGAGCACAGCCAAGACUCCCAAGCAAGAUCUAGUGGGAGCAGCUCCUGCCAACGUGCGCUGGACCUGUCUGAUGCUUGAUCUCCAGUACAUCCUCUCCAUGUACCUCAACCGACGUUACAGCCAUCUGAAGAGUGUCAAGCUCUGCUCCAACCUCCUUGUGAAAAAUCUCUGCACAAGUGACUUGCUCUUUGACCCAGGUGUGACCUUCUCUGAAGCUCGACAAAAUAACCUGGCCUGUCAUGGUGUGUCUCCCAUGCCACGAGAAAUGGCAUUCCCUGUGCCAAAGGGAGAGAAAUGGCACGACCGCUAUGACUAUAUCAGGUUUCCAUCUGAUGGGUCCAAGCUGCCAUAUGACUCAAUCCAAAAGAGCUGUUCCAGUCCUGCAGCAGGUGGCCAAGUUUUGGAAGACGCAGUCCACGAGCUGCCCCAGCUGGUAACGCUCACCAAAGCAGUCCGUGAUCGUCUGUCCCUCGUUCAGCAGAUAACCAGUCCCAAAGCUAUGCCACGUCCGUGUCCUCUAAUUACAAAGAGCAUUCCUGAGGUUCACCUAACAGCUCCAGGGCCUUUGGAAGUCAUGCGUGCUGGGGAGCAGGAGGUAAACAAGAAAGGGAAGCUACAGAGUGCUUGCGACUCUGCUGGGCAGUCACCAUCAGUCACAGAUGGUGGGAUUCACGUGUAUGCCCACAAGACGAGUGAACGAUCCGCCCGUGCUGUCAACACAAGCUUGGAGGAGAGUAUAUACAUGAAGGUCACUGGACCAGAUGUGCUGUCUAGCAGGAGAGCCUCUCACUGCAGGAGGCUUUUACCAGAUCCAAUCCUGAAGCUGAAGACGAUUAUUGGCUUUGGAGGUUGCAGCACCAAAUGGGCACUCUGGACUCACAACAACUCUGCAGUGGUGUACCCCUGCCAUGCAGUUAUAGUCACCAUGCAGAUUCAGACUGGAGAGCAGAGGUUUUUCAUCGGACAUACAGAUAAGGUGUCAGCACUGGCCUUCAACGGAAAGAGCACCUUGCUGGCGUCCGCACAGACAGGCCCCUUGAGCGUGGUCCGCCUCUGGGAAUUCCCCAAGGGGAACUGCCUGUCGGUGUUUAAAACCCAUGUCCGGUCACUCACGUCCCUGAGCUUUUCCCACAGUGGAGCAGUUCUUUGUGGCAUUGGAAAGGAUGGACAUGGCAAAACGAUGGUCGUGGUGUGGAACACAGCUCAGGUGAUCGGUAGCGGAGAGGUAGUUGUGCUGGCCAAAGCACACACAGAUGUGGACAUCCAGGCUUUGAAGAUUGCCUUUUUUGAUGAUACCAGGAUGGUGUCGUGCGGAAGGGACAACGUGAGGCUGUGGCGAGUGCGGAGCGGAGCACUGCGCUCAUGUCCCGUGAAUCUGGGCGAGUACCAUUCCCUGGAGUUCACCGACCUGGCCUUCGAGGAGGGGCACUCGGCAGAGCGGGAGCCGGAGGACCGCACGCUUUUUGUCUGCAGCAAGAGCGGUCACAUUCUGGAAGUGGACUACAAGAACGUCUGCAUCAGGAGCGCCCGGCGGCUCCUGCCUUCCCAGCCCCAGCACUGUCACCAGCAGGAAAAGCAGGGCUGCAGUGCAGGCCCUGGGAUUGCUAUAAACAGUAUUAGCAUCUCCUCAACCUUUUGUGCCACGGGUUCAGAAGACGGUUACCUGCGGCUGUGGCCACUGGACUUCUCUGCUGUCAUGUUAGAGGCAGAGCACGAGGCUCCAGUGAGUUCUGUCUGCAUCAGUCCAGACACCCUCAAAGUUUUGUGCACAACCACCACUGGAAAUCUGGGCUACCUAGAUAUACAGUCCCGAGACUAUAACACCCUCAUGCGCUCUCACACAGACACAAUUUUGGCAUUUUCUGUGGAGGGAAUUCGGAAGCAGAUGGCAACAGUCUCUCAGGAUAACACUAUCCGAGUCUGGGACCUUGUGACCAUGCAGCAGCUCUAUGACUUCACUGCUGCCGAUGAAAUGCCGCGUGCUGUGGCCUUUCACCCUACCCAGCAGAUCCUUGCCUGUGGCUUCGACAGCGGGGUUGUGCGAACCUUCAGCUUGGCUGCUUCCGAUCUCCUCGUGGAACACAAGCAGCACCGUGCUGCUAUUACUGGUCUGACCUUCUCUCCAGAUGGCAAUUUCAUGUUCAGUUCCUGUUCACAAGGAACUCUGGCUCUCUACAACUCUGUGGUACAGAAAACCCCUGUCCUGAGAGUCCUGGGUAACGUGGUGGUCCGGGAUGCUGGGAGCAGUCCUGCUGCUUUGGCUCUUAGUGAGGACAGCCGUCUGCUGGCCUUUGUGGGUCCCUCCAAGUCCAUCGUGACCGUGAUGGAGGCCUGCUCUCUAGAUGAGCUGCUAAAGGUGGACAUCAGCAUCUUUGAUUCGGACAGCACGGCCCUGGACUCUGCAGUGAGGCUCUGCUUUGUUCCUGUGCCUCAGGGCCAGCUCCUGGUAUCCACGUCCUCCAAUAAAAUCCUUGUGCUUGAUGCAAAAACUGGACGACUGGUGCGAGAGCUGCCUCCUGUGCACAAGCUGUCCUGUUCUUCCUUGUCCCUAAGCAGGGAUGCCAAGUACCUGCUCACUGCCGGUGACAAGGUUAUCAAAGUGUGGGACUACCAGAUGCGCUUUGAUAUCAACUUCCAGGUGUACAUUGGCCAUUCGGAGCCAGUGCGACACGCUGCCUUCACCCCAGACCAAGAGCACGUUGUCAGCGUUGGAGAUGCCAUCUUCCUCUGGGACUUCCUAGCCCUGUCUGCAGAAGGGUCACCGGCAGCUGCUGCGCAUUCUUCCAAGCCUGAUCUGUCUCCCAGAGCAGAAGGGAACUCUGAGAAGCUCAAGGAUGCCACUGAGAUUCCUCGGCAAACAGCUCCUCUUCCACUGCUGUCCUCACCGCCAUGUCUGGCUGUUGGUUCUGUUCACCAAGUGGAAUGUCAUGGUAUUUUCUCUGAGUCGGAUGAAGAGGAGGAAACAAAUCUUCCGAGCAGAAGCCAAACAGUGGCAAAUGGAGACAAAGACCCCUCAGUCCUUGUGGAGUCAGAGAGGUGCGAGGAGCCUUUUGUUGUGAGGCCCAAAGUGAGACAGGAGGGCUCGAGGUCUCCCAGCCACUCUGGAAAUGCAUCUAGAAAGGAGACCAAAGGUCCCAAAUCCCAGUGCUCCAUCCGCCCAGAUUCCUACCGGCAUUUUACUCCUCGCUUUAAAGCAUCAGUGCUCCCCCAGAGUUUCUCAUCUCCUCCAGCUGGCUAUGAGGUCUUGAAGCUAAAAGCAGUGAUUGGCUACAAUGGCAACGGCAGAGGGAAUAUGGUGUGGAACCCAGAGACAGGCUUCUUUGCCUACACCUGUGGUUGCAUCGUUGUGGUUGAAGACUUGCACUCUGGGUCACAGAACCACUGGUUUGGCCAUGCUGAGGAGAUCUCUACACUGGCCGUCAGCCACAAUGCCCAGGCUCUUGCCUCUGCUUCGGGACGGAGGAAUGGAGACUCACACUGUCAGAUCUGCAUCUGGAACAUCCAGGAUGGGGUUUGCACAAAACGUCUCUUCCAUCAUGAGACACAAGUGCAAGCCAUGGCAUACUCUUGGGAUGACAGAUUCCUCAUUACGCUAGGUGACUACAGUGAUCAAACCAUUGCUCUGUGGAAUACGUACACUUACGAACUCAUAUCAUCAACUCACAUCUCAGAGCCAGUCCAUGAUGUGGCUUUUAAUCCUCUUUCACAUGGAGAACUGGCCUGUGUGGGGAGGGGAGCAGUGACAUUUUGGCUGUUGGAGCCGCGGGGAACUGACGUCAACCUCAAGGUUCAUCAGGCCCCUGUCCCUGAUGCGUUAGGAGUGGUGGAACUGACCUCACUGUGCUACGGUGCCAACCCUCUUCUUUACAGUGGGACCAAUACAGGCCAGAUCUGCGUGUGGGACACAGAGACUAAUCACUGCUUCAUGACAUGGGAGGCUGAUGAAGGCGAGAUCGGUGUGCUGGUGUGCCGGCACAACAGGCUGGCCAGCGGCAGCAACACGAAACGCAUCCGUCUGUGGGCGGUGGCGGCCGUGGAGGAGCUGAGACUAAAAGGUUCUGGCGCCAGGUCUAGCUCCGUCCUGCUAGAACAUGAGAUGACCCUCGAUGGGACAAUAGUCAGCGCAGCCUUUGAUGACUCUCUGGAAAUGGGAAUUGUGGGCACCACCACAGGAACACUGUGGUACAUCAACUGGGCAGAGAGCACGAGCAUCCGGCUGAUCAGCGGACACAAGAACAAGGUGAACGAAGUGUCCUUCAGUCCUGAUGAGACUCACUGUGCCACUUGUGGUGAAGACGGCAGCGUGAGGAUUUGGUCGCUGGACAGCAUGGAGCUGGUGGUACAGUUUCAAGUGCUGAACCAGAGCUGCCAGUGUCUGGCCUGGAAGCCUCAGCCCAUUGGCACCGGGCUUGCUGAGAGCCAGCACGUGGUAGCAGGGUACAGCGAUGGCACCAUCCGUGUGUUCAGCAUUUCCCGGACAGAGAUGGAGCUGAAAAUGCAGCCGCAUGCUGUUGCGCUGACAGCAGUUGCCUACUCCACGGACGGAGAAAUUGUUUUAUCGGGGGGCAAGGAUGGACUCGUGGCUGUCAGCAACUCUCGCACGGGAAUGACCGUUCGCAUCCUCGCUGACCACAAAGGCUCCCCCAUCACUGUCAUACAGUGCACGAGGAAGCAGUACUAUGAUUUUGGGGUGGAAGGCAGUGAACUGUGGCUGGCCACAAGCUCAGACCGCCGGGUCAGUGUCUGGGCCUCCGACUGGCUGAAGGAUAAAUGUGAGCUCCUGGACUGGCUCAGCUUCCCUGCUCCUGCAGUCCCCGAGGGCCUCAGCAGCCUCCCUCCGAGCCUGGCAGCAUUCUGCCCUUGGGAACACGGCACUCUGGUCUACGUUGGCUUUGGGCUGCAGAAGGAAGCCUUGUUUUACAGUCUGCGCAAGAAGCAGGUGGUUGAGAAGAUCUCCUUGCCGUACUUUGCCAUGUCGCUGAGCCUGUGUCCUGCAGCGCACUUUCUAGCCGUUGGCUUUGGCGUCUGUUCGGAGGGGCCGCGAGUGACGCGUGGCCUGCGGUUCAUCCCUGGCCAGGCACCUCUUGCUGCCUGCUUGGCCUCGAGCUGCGUGGUUGGAUGGGGGCCGCUUGCUUUGCAGGUGCCUGCCCGUGCCGAGGAGAUCACGAUCCCCGCCGACGUCACCCCCGAGAAAGUCCCCACGCACAUAGUGGACUAUUCGGAAGCAGAGCAGACGGAGGAUGAGCUGCAGGAGGAGAUUGCCAAGGCUAACGUGGUGUGCGUGGUGUACGAUGUCACCAAGGAGGCCACGAUCGAGAAGGUAACAGCUCUUCCAUGGGCGUCCUGCCCGGCCCCGCUCCGCGCCCGCAUCGGUGCCGCACCAGCCAGCAGCGGGUCCUUCCCCACCCUGGGCUUUGCGUGGAUGCUGGCCAGCCCUGCGGGGAUUCUGCCUGGGAGCGGGGAGCGCCAGGGAGCAGAUGGCUGCAGGGCCCUGCUGGCUGCCACGGUGCCCGUGCCAUGCGCUGGGAGCUGCUGCUCCCAUGCCAGGCUCUUCUGA
Tinamus guttatus (white-throated tinamou) is the source of this 9066-nucleotide messenger RNA. The record is from RefSeq and is a predicted model, not a curated record. NCBI's taxonomy places the organism in Eukaryota, Metazoa, Chordata, Aves, Tinamiformes, Tinamidae.